This is a messenger RNA of Alternaria ethzedia, 2778 nucleotides long. RefSeq lists its product as uncharacterized. The transcript has 7 exons. The record is from RefSeq and is a predicted model, not a curated record. Gene Ontology annotation, biological process: nucleobase transport; transmembrane transport. Bases 1 to 2778 code for a protein of 925 amino acids. NCBI's taxonomy places the organism in Eukaryota, Fungi, Ascomycota, Dothideomycetes, Pleosporales, Pleosporaceae. Gene Ontology annotation, molecular function: nucleobase transmembrane transporter activity. Gene Ontology annotation, cellular component: plasma membrane.
AUGCGCGGAAGCUUUAUACCUUUGUCGCAAAGAAUCUUGCUCAACUUCAUUUGGAACGCCGUUCAAUGCUGGAAUGGUGGCCGUCUAGUCGCUGUAUGCUUGACCGCAAUCUGGCCUUCGUAUGCCCGUAUGCCGAAUACUUUUAGCCCCAACUUCCCUGCUACAACCGACCAGUUUGUGGGAUUCGUAGUCUUCUGGUUCAUAUCGACACCUUUCUUGUGGCUGCGACCGGAGAAGUUUAAGAUACCGUUCCUUAUAGUCUGCCUCUGGUGCGGCAUCGGAAUGUUAGCAUGGAUGAUCUGGGCAGUGACGACUGCUAAAGGUGUAGGCCCUCUAUGGAAUGCUGGCGAAAACAUUCCCUCGGGUUCCACUUGGGGUACCUCGUGGCUCAUCAUGGCUGGCAUCAAUCAGAGUCUUGGCGGUAUUGCUGCGGGUAUCACAAACGGCAGCGACUUCUCACGCUAUUCACGUGGAAGAACACCCUAUAUGGUCGGCACUAUCACUAGCUGUGUCAUCACCAGCGUCAUCGUCUCCCUAGUUGGUCUUGUUACAACUGCGUCGGGACAAAAGUUGUACGGAGAGAUCUAUUGGAACCCACCGGAUCUACUCAUGCGCAUGAUGGACAACGGCAACGGCUCAUCGAAGGCACGUGCGGGGGUGUUCUUCCUAGCUGCAGGUUUCGCAUUUACCGCAAUGUUCGAGAACAUUUGCGGGAAUGCUGUCUCUGGUGGUAUCGAUCUUGCUGGUCUUUUUCCACGUUACAUCAACAUACGACGUGGUGCCAUCAUUACGUUUGUGGCGGCAUGGGUCGUCCAACCCUGGCAACUCAUCAACCGUGCCACUACAUUUAUCGCCGUACUGUCUUCCUUCUCGGUGUUUCUAGCACCAAUCAUCGGCAUAAUGGCAUGCGACUACUUCCUCUUGCGAAAGAGAAGGAUCCGCUUGAGUCAUUUAUAUCGAACUGAAAACUCGUCGUAUUGGUUCACCAAAGGUUUCAACUGGCGGGCGAUACCCUCAUGGCUAUGCGGGUGGAUCCCGACGAUUGGGGGUCUUAUAGUGACAGUAAGAGGAGAUGUAGAUCCACCACGGGCUUUGGUACAGCUCUACAAUAUGGCCUUCUUCAUAGGAUUCUUCAUCAGCGCUUUCGUCUUCUAUGUCCUCAACAAGAUCUUCCCAGUUCUAGAUAUGGACCAGAUCGAUCCUAUCGAUCUAUAUGGUACCUUCACAGAAGCGGAGGCAAAGCGAGCUGGUGUAGCUCCGCUAGACGACAGCCCUAUUCUCAGAGGGGUAUCUGGGCGAAGAUCGACCGAGCAUGUUGUCAUUCAUGCAGAGAAGGAUGUAUUCGGUAACGCUUUCGCAAUCAGCAUCGCUCUGAGCCUCAAGAUCGCCGUCGGCAUCGCAUACACGCAGUAUGUAUGGAUGCGUCUCCGGAAGCGAUCGAUAAGUUUGAGAUCUAUCGACGACUCUUUCGAUAUUUCGAGAAACUUAUCCGCUUUCUUCAACCUUGAAGUCAUCCGGAAGCUGCACGUAGGGCUCAUGGUUGCACUCAUACUAUGCACCGUUCACAACGACAUACUGCGGUUUGCCAAUGAGACAAGAGUCGCUGCAGCGAACAACUUGACCACCGAUAGUCUAAAGUGGAUGAACUCUGACAUUCCUUCCGGCGGGGAGAUUGGAUACCUCGGACUCUCAUAUCCAAACACUCUAGGAGAAUCUACAUCGGGUCUGAACUGGAACAAUACUGAGCAAACCGCCAAUGAGUUUGCUUUUGCUAUCCAGAAACGUCCAACCAAUGUAGCGUAUCAGUCUGAUACCGAGUAUUUGUUGUGCGAAGUGUGGAACGCUACCGUAUCCUACACCGUCAAUACCCGCAACAGUAUAGUCAGCAUUGGAAACGUCCAUUGGGAGUUGCUCAACAAGUUCGAUCCGCAGAGUGCCAUCCCCAUCAACGAACUUGGGCCAGCCUCCGGCUCUCCCGCCUAUUCUGGAUAUACUAUAGGCCUAGCGAAUUAUUUGCUUGGGUAUGUCGCCUGGCGCAGAGAUAACUCCCGUACUAAGCUGGAUUCUACUGGUCCACUGGACACGACAUCCCUCUCUACAGGUUCGCAGUUUUACAACAUGACACGCAACAUGAACGAGGCAAUUGAGGCUGUCAACACUCUCCAAAAUCCGUCAAGCGUUCGGGAUAUCUCAUUCCGUGAGGACGUCGAGGCGUUUGCGCUAAAUGUGUCUUUGAGCAUGAUCAACGAUGAUUCGCUUUGUACCAAAGUCCCUGUCAAUGUCACUACAUUCACCUCUGCGGUCGUCUACGCCUAUAACCCGCAGAACCUCCUCCUCUCAUACGGACUGGCCAUUCUGGGCAGCACCAUCGCCAUUGCCUUUGGACUGUUUGCGAUGUGGAAGAACGGUGCAUGCUAUGAUAAUCGAAUGUCUACUUUCGGCACAGCAAUGCAAGGUUUUGAUCUCACAGCAAGCCAGGUCAAAGAGGUGUUUGAAGAUUCUAAAACACGGGCGGCACAACCGCUAAGAGGUCAAGCUGCGAAGACAAAGCUGAUGUUCGAUGCGGAAGAAGGUUUUGUACUCGGCCACCGCAAGAGGGCCAGCGAAGGCUCAAGUAUCGGCACGCCUGUAAGAGAAGACGGUUUCGUACUCGGCCACCGCAAACGGCCCAGCGAAGGCUCAAGUGUUGGCACGCCUAUAAUAGAAGAAGGUUUCGUACUCGGCCACCGCAAGCGGGCCAGCGAAGGCUCAAAUAUCGGCACGCUUAUAAGAGAAUGA